Molecule: messenger RNA, 2784 nt
Organism: Truncatella angustata
Lineage: Eukaryota; Fungi; Ascomycota; Sordariomycetes; Amphisphaeriales; Sporocadaceae
Exons: 3
Coding region: 1-2784 (927 amino acids)
Biological process (GO): regulation of transcription by RNA polymerase II
Cellular component (GO): transcription regulator complex
Molecular function (GO): RNA polymerase II cis-regulatory region sequence-specific DNA binding; DNA-binding transcription factor activity, RNA polymerase II-specific
Source: RefSeq, a predicted model, not a curated record
AUGGCUCACUCAAGGGGUGGCCGGAACCCCAUAUAUUCCUGGAAGCAUUUUGCCGACUACCGUGCCAAGGUGACGCAAAAAGAAUCGGAAAACGAGGAACCAAAAUGGCCAUUAUAUCUUGAGGAUGCUUUUCUCGAUGCUCUACUUCUGAUCCCUUUCAUGGGCCGAAAGAAGGUUAGUUCCAAAGGGCGGCUGUAUGGCCGAAACAUGCUAUUGACCGAGUAUCUCUGGAUAUGUCACUGGCUCCUCUUUCCCCCUCAAGCCGGUGAGCACAUACCGGUUGGCAAAGCAAAAGAAGAGCAUGCUGCGUUUAGAGGUAGGAAACAAGUGUCCAGCCAUAUCCAGGUGCUGAAAGGGUUCUUCCUGAGCCAUCCAUGUUUUCACUUCUUCUUUCCGCGCAAAAACGACGAGAAGGAAGAGGACAGGAGGCAUAUGAAGGAGGAGGAAGGGGAGGUAGAGUCUUUCAAGAACAAUAGAGUUCUUAUUGCAUUAGCCGAAGGGCGUCUUCCGGACGAGCGGCCCAACUACGACUACUUCGCUCGUCUGCUUGCGGCAGACUCAGAUGUCUUCGCAAGGCCAAAAACGUGCUGGAUCUACGUUUCCUCCUCAGAAGUGACUCUGAGCCCAGAUUACAAGGAGGCAUACGCACACGACGGGACAACCCUGCACGCUGAUGCAUAUACACCGGAUGGGCAGCGACUAGAGUGCAAAGGGGACUAUCCACACUUGGUUCUCAAUAGCAAUAAGGAAACCCGAAAAGACCUGCGCAGCGGAAGAGACGACGAGCCACCCAAGCAUUUACUUCAUGAAUAUACUCGGACUCUGACUCAGAAAGAGUCCAGCUCGAUCAAAGAUAUUUCGUUUAAAUGGGAUCACCAGUUUCCCGACCUACGGGAUAAUUUACUAUCGGCUCUGAGUGAGACGCUUCCCUCGCACGACCGUACAUCCCGUUGUGUAGUCGGUCCUUGCGACACCAUCUAUUUCGACGUAGUUCUUGACCUACAUGCAACCAGCAGGUUUCCCUCAGGCACUCACCUUGAAGGCUCAGUACAACUACAAAUUUGCCGCCCAGAGCUGGCAAACCACCGCUGGCGCUCCGUCACCAGUGUUGCGAAGCCUCAAGAACUAGAGCAUGACUCAGACGAGGCACCAUUCUGGAACUGCUCCAACCCCUGCGAUCUCGUUGGCCGCCAGAAAGACGUCAUCGAGGUACCGUUCCCCGCCAAAAGCUGGGCCAGCACCUUCAUGUCGCUCUCUAGAUACGUCAAUGCCGAUCGCGAUCGUAGAGAUCGGCGCUCCAAGACUGUGAAAGAGGAUAGCAACUUCGUCGAAGCCGGUGAGCAGAAGCCGCAGCUUCAACAGCACAGGGGCAAAUCCUCUGAGAAAACGUACACCCCCUCAGAGCUCCUAAAGCAGGUCGCCAUGUACCAGGAGAUCUGGUCGGCUCCAAAUGACGGGUCAGAGAAGCCGGGCUGGACCCGGCGUGCGAUCAUUCUGUGGACUUUCGACCAUGUCCAUAGCACGACCGACGACAAGGGCAACACCACCACACUGCCUCCACAGACUAAUUGGCGCUUCCUCACCAAAAUAGACCCGACCUCGCAAGCCCACCAACAACGCGCAAAUGUCAGCGGUUCACCGAGGGUCUCGAGAGACGCUGUCAUGUCGCCCAUGCCGACAUAUGCAAAUCACCUCACCACGGCCAACAUGCACGAGAACUUCAACAGUGCCGCUUAUGACGCGGCGUCUCACAAUAUGACUUUAUCUAGCCAAUCUGUGCAUUCAUACCCGUCUACCCUUGGCUUGAUGGACAGCUUCAGCUCCGGCGGGUUGGCGACACCCCCUCCUACAGCGUCUCUGUCGUCUAGUUACGCGCACAGUUUUGAUAGUGCCACUAUCGCCAGCACGGACAGUCUGCACCACCACCUUAGUUUCUUGUCCGAUGGUUCAGGCACCAACAGCCAUGGUACACUCGUCGCUGGAGAUGGACACGGUCAUGUAGACCCAUUCUUGACUGGGCUGGGCGUGCCGGUAGUGACGAGCAGUGGAUACGACGAUGAUCCCACUCUGCAAGCCUGGGCUACCACAGCUACAAGUAGCCUCGCAGCUCUGGACCAGUGGACCACGACAUACGUCGACAGUCAGCACAGCCUUGCAUGGGCCGAUGCCACUGGACAUUUGUCAGCCGACGAGGUUGUGUCCAGGGAUGAGACUCCUUGGGGCGAUGGGAAAGACACCCUCUGGGCAACUACUACUGAUAGCACUCAGAACCAACAGCACCAAAACAACACCUGGAUCACAGCGACGUCACAGGCCUGGCUGCAAUCCAUCGCGGCCACGGCGGAAGCGAGCACAUCCCGACACGACCCUAGUCCCUGGGAUCAGCACGACUCCCAACCGCAAAACCACCACCACCACCUCCAUCAACAGCACAACAUCCUUGAAAUAUCAACCAAAUCCCCUACAGGAUCAUCGUCGCUACCACCCCAGCGCGACCCCGCCAACGGCGCGAUAUCCCUGCCGCCGCACCACGGCCUAGACGAAGUAGCGAGCUACACGACCGCGUGCUCAACCAACAACAACAGCCGCAAGCGCAGCCGCACCGAAGACAACGACGAGGACCGGGACGGGUACCCCUGCUCAUCGAUCCGCAAGCUGGCGCACCACCACCGCCACGACAGCGACAACGACAACAACAUAAACGACCGCGGUGACAGCCCGAUCGACUGCACGCCUACGCCCACUAUGCUGGAGGCGGCAGGCGAGCAUGGGUCGCUGUUCUGA